CUCUCUGUAUCUCCGAGAAGAAAAAUAAAAAAAGAAAAACAGAGAUACGAGAUGGAGGGAGAGGAGGAGAAGGUGCCUUUGCUGCUUGAAUCAGCAGUCGAAGCCAGCGACGUUGGUUUGGGCUGCAAGAUCCUGAUCGAAUCAAAGAAGCUAUGGCAGAUCGUCGGCCCUGCCAUCUUCAGCCGCAUAGCCAUGUUCACCAUGAACGUCGUAUCACAGGCCUUCGCCGGUCAUUUGGGCGAUCUAGAGCUUGCUGCCUUCUCCAUAGCCAACACCGUCGUUGUCGGACUCGUCUUCGGUCUCAUGUUAGGUAUGGCCAGCGCUCUAGAAACUCUAUGCGGACAAGCUUACGGAGCGAGGAAAUACCACAUGUUGGGCAUCUACAUGCAACGGUCUUGGAUCGUCCUCGUUGGCAUCUCUAUCCUUCUUUUGCCGAUAUAUAUCUAUUCAGCUCAGAUCCUGAUGCUCAUGGGUCAGCCACGUGAUAUCGCAGAGUUGGCAGGGACCAUGUCUCUGUGGAUGAUCCCUCUUCAUUUCUCAUUCGCCUUUCAGUUCCCUCUACAAAGAUUCUUGCAGUGCCAACUCAAGAACGCUGUCAUCGCAUACGUUUCUGCAUUCGCGUUCGCUGUACAUAUAUUCAUUAGCUGGCUGUUUGUGUACGUUCUCGAUUUCGGUAUCAUCGGGGCUGCAUGCACCUUGAAUUUCUCAUGGUGGGUGGUGGUGCUUGGUCAGUUUGGUUAUACUGCUUUCGGAGGGUGUCCUCUUACAUGGACCGGUUUCUCUAAGGACGCUUUCUCUGGUUUAUGGGAGUUUCUUAAACUCUCCAUUGCUUCGGGUGUUAUGUUGUGUUUAGAGAACUGGUACUAUAGAAUAUUGAUCUUGUUAACCGGGAAUCUGAAGAACGCUGAAGUCGCAGUCGAUGCGCUGUCCAUCUGCAUGAGUAUCAACGGCUGGGAGUUGAUGAUUCCACUUGCAUUCUUCGCCGGAACUGGAGUACGUGUUUCAAAUGAGUUAGGAGCGGGAAAUGGGAAAGGUGCCAAGUUUGCUACGGUUGUAUCUGUGGUCACAUCUUCGGUGAUCGGACUCUUAUUUUGGGUGCUGAUUAUGGUUGCCCACGAAAAGUUCGCUCUGAUAUUCACAUCAAGCACCAUCGUUAUCAAUGCAGUUAACAGAUUGGCUGUCCUAUUGGCUUUCACCAUCCUCCUUAAUAGCAUCCAACCAAUUCUGUCUGGUGUUGCAGUGGGGUCAGGUUGGCAAGCGUUCGUGGCAUAUGUUAACAUUGGAUCUUACUACUUGAUUGGAGUUCCUCUUGGAGUUUUCUUAGGAUGGGUAUUUCAUCUUGGAGUCCUGGGCAUCUGGGCUGGAAUGAUUGGUGGGACUGCCGUCCAAACGCUGAUAUUAGCUUACCUCACAGUGCGGUGUGAUUGGGAGAGGGAGGCCAUGAAAGCGAGCACAAGAAUGAAUAAAGAGGUGGUUUCUUCAUGAAAAAUCUUGAGGAGAUUGAAUUUCAUUAAUGCCGAAACAACCGUAAGUAGAUUCACCAAGGGGCAAUGGAUUUAGGUCGGAUGCCCAAUUGGCGAAGUUCACAUGCAUUGUUGAACUGAUAUUGUUAUUUUGAUUCAUUCUGCCGCAUGUACUGACGUGGUACACGUAAGAUUCAAUGGGCCCAUCGGGUGCGCUGCAUUGCAAGCAUGACCUUGACUAGUCCACUUAUCAGGAAGGCCUGCUUUGUUGGCCCACCAAAUGAAUGGACCAGUUUGAUUUUGGGA
This is a messenger RNA of Magnolia sinica, 1769 nucleotides long. Its product is annotated as protein DETOXIFICATION 27-like. NCBI's taxonomy places the organism in Eukaryota, Viridiplantae, Streptophyta, Magnoliopsida, Magnoliales, Magnoliaceae. Gene Ontology annotation, molecular function: antiporter activity; xenobiotic transmembrane transporter activity. Gene Ontology annotation, cellular component: membrane. Bases 52 to 1485 code for a protein of 477 amino acids. Gene Ontology annotation, biological process: xenobiotic detoxification by transmembrane export across the plasma membrane. The transcript is spliced from 8 exons. The record is from RefSeq and is a predicted model, not a curated record.